This is a messenger RNA of Panicum virgatum (switchgrass), 3596 nucleotides long. Its product is annotated as ankyrin repeat-containing protein At5g02620-like. Gene Ontology annotation, molecular function: protein binding. The coding region runs from base 1010 to 2386 and encodes 458 amino acids. The transcript is spliced from 11 exons. Lineage: Eukaryota; Viridiplantae; Streptophyta; Magnoliopsida; Poales; Poaceae. The record is from RefSeq and is a predicted model, not a curated record.
CAGAUAUUAUCAAGUCCGCUGAACUGCCCGGUUUGGACCAGCCGAACAAAACGCUGGGCCUGCUAGAGCCAAUCGUCGACGAGCUGAAUGGCGUCGGUCAGCAGGAACAGGAGAUGGACGAAGCUAUCAAAAGGGCUGUGGCGAAAAACCUGGAUAGUACAGGCUCAAGUAAGGCAAAUCGAAUCAAACCAUCCUCGCCUUCUGCUCCCCACGCAGUGAUGCCAGUGCCCAUGGACUCGAAGAUGAGGACAGCAGCAGAGCAAGGGGAUGUGGUUAGCAUGCAAACACUCGUGGCUUCCAACCCAGAAAUGGUUUACUCGGAGACUCUCGAGGAAAAAAAACACGGCCCUCCACCUCGCAGCAUCAAAAGGACAUACUUGGUUUGUUCAUCAUUUACUCAUGUUCAUUAAUUUGAAUGUCGAGUUUGUCGUUAAGGAUAACUAUGACGGCGAUACGCCAUUGCACAUGGCCGUGAGAGCGGGGCAUCUUCAAGUUGUUGAGCAUCUGAUUGAAUAUCUAGCAUGGGCACGGAAUAUACAGAAGAACCUAAAGGAACCACUACUAUUGAAAAAUAAGAAAGGGAACACCUCGCUGCAUGAGUCUCUGGUAAAUCACAGGUAUGAUCUGACUAUUAAACUAUUAGAAGUUGCCAAAGAGGUCACACCCACGAGGACAGCACUUGAAGCAAUAGCCACCAUGCAUAUAGUUGAUGACAAUGAGGUUGUCACGUUGGACACUGUGCUUCUCCAUCUCAGCAAUGAUGAUGGGGAUACACCAUUAUUCCUGGCAGUUAGGGUGGGACGUCUAGAAGGUUUUGAGCGACUGGUCAAAUAUGUGACAAGUGCAACAAAUAUCCCGGAAAAAAUCAUCAAAGGAACUACUACUAUCAAAAAAUAAGAAAGGAAACACCUUGCUGCAUGAGUCCGUGGAAAGUCACAGGUACGAUGUGGUGAUUGAACUAUUAGAAGCUUCCCGAGCAAUCAGGCUCAAGGCGAGACCACUUGAAGCAAUGGCCUCCAUGCAUGUAGAUGAGGGCAAUGAGGAUGUUACAAUGGAUAUUGUGCUUCUCAGUCUCAGCAAUGCUGAUGGGGAUACACCAUUAUUCCUCACAAUGAAGGUGGGACGUUUGGAAGGUUUUAAGCGACUGAUCAUAUAUGUGGCAAGUGCAACAAAUGUCCCGAAAAAAUCAAAGGAACUACUAAUAAUGCAGAAUAAGAAACGGAAUACUUUGCUACAUGAGGCAGUGAUGCAUUGCAGGUAUGACAUUGCCAUAGAGUUAUUAGAAGGUGCCAAGAAGUUAACGCUCACACGGGAAACAAUUAAAACACAAGUCCGGAUUGAUAUAGAGGAUGAUGAAGAGGGUGUUAAGCUGGAUCAUGUGCUUCUCCUUUUGUGGAAUAUUGACAAGCAUACACCGUUGCACCUGGCGGUAGAAGCAAAAGAUUUUGAGAUGGCUAACAUGCUGCUUAAGUGUGAUCAAGUGAUGAAACAAGAAGUUAUUAGCAGAAAGUAUGCAAAGGUACAAAAGAAUAUGUAUGUAUAUAAGAAACUACGUGAAGCAGCAGAGAACGGGGACAUAGUAUGCCUGAUUGAGAUCAUGGCUUCCAACCCGGAUGCAGUUUUCUCCGUGACAGCUGGAAACAAUACGGUUCUUCACAUUGCUGCAGCACAUGGUCACGAUCGGUUUGUCCAGGACACCCUGCUUUUUAUGAACUUGGAUGUGGAGCUGAUCGUGAGCCAAAAUGUUGAUGGAGACACGCCAUUGCACCUAGCUGUGAAAACAGGCCAAGUUGAACUUGUUCAGCAUCUCUUGCGAUAUGUGACAUGGGCAAGUGGCGUGCCAGCUAACUUACAGGAACCGCUAAUUAUGUUAAACAAUAAAGGAAAUACCUUGCUGCAUGAGGCAGCAAUACAAGGCACGUACAAUAUGGCCCAUACCCUGUGUGAAUAUUGUACAAAAGAAGGAAAAUGGACCACUCCUAAAGCAUACGUCAAGGAAUUCAGCGAGUACAUUGACCACUGUAUCCAGAUAAAUGACGCGCUCAAGAUUUUGGGGUCUCCUGUAAUAACUGCAAAUAAAGAAGGGAAUAUACCAUUGCACCUUGCAGUGAUGAAUCGAAUCUCCGAUUCAGCACUAGCGCUAUUGGAUGCUGAUCCAAGAUGUGCCCACGAGCCAAAUAUGUCAAUGCAGUCACCACUCUACAUCGCUGUUAUGAAUGGUCUUGACCAUGUCAUCAACAAAAUUGCCAAUCAGGGGUUGUCAGUAGCCUCCAUCUCUAUCUCCAUUCAUGGCACUGCUCUGCACCAAGCCGUGUUGGCUGAUAACACCAGGGCACUGGAGAUAUUGCUGACUAAAUAUGAGAAGCUACUGGAGGUUCCAGACUAGAAGGUAGCUCUGCCCUUCACUAUGCAGCGAAGAUGAAUAACUCACGUAUCAUAUCUUUACUGCUCAAUAAGGACUACAAUCUGGCCUAUAAGCAGAAUAAUAAACAGCGUAUCCCGCUCCACGUGGCCACUGAAUAUGUCUCGUUGGAAGCUGCAAGUGAGUUAUUGAAGCAAAGACCUGAUGUCAUCGAAAUGGUGGAUAUCAAUGGGCAAAAUGUCUACCACAUUGCCGUUGUCAACAACAGGUUGAACAUGCUCAAGUGGUUUCACCGGUGGCUACCGAAGGACCUUGUGAACCACAGGGAUAUGGAUGGCAAGACACCAUUGCAUCUUGCAACCAAGCUAAGCUUGAUUGAACAUGCAUUGUUGCUACUCAAGGAUUCGAGGGUCAACCCUUGUGUUGUUAACAAUGAAGGAGACACUGCAUUUUCCAUGUCUGACAGAAUAGGAAUAUUAAAUAUGAUGCCUGGUGAGGCUUACUUGUGGAAGAAGCUGAAGAAGUAUCAGUCCACCAGAUGCAAGAGGAAAAGGGCGGAGAAGGUUAAUAACACCACUGUAGGGCAGGCUCUUCACCGUUGUAGGCCCAUUGUUAACAAUGAUUUACCACUAUUUUUGAAAAAUCCAUCCGGAUCAGCUGACUCCAACAAAAGCACCUGCCUCCGUGGUCCUAUUGCUACUUAUCUCAGGAGAUAUGUUUUAGUACCCACCCUGAUAGCCAUGGCCACCUUCAUGGCAACACUAAGGCACACCCGACAGUUUGGCUUUGCAAUUGUCAAGGACCAUCUGGCUUUCAAGAUAAUUAUCAUCUGCAAUACCAUAUCGAUGUGCAGCUCGAUUGUUGUCAUCUUGUCCUCCAUAUUGCAAUUGUUUGAUCCCGUAAAGCUUAUGUUGCACGAGAUGAUUUGGGCCAGCAGGCUGAUUGUCCUUGCCGGGUUUAUGAUGGUUAUGUCCAUGGUGACUACUAUAUACCUCACUAUACCAGCAUCACGAUGGCUUGCAUGAUAAUGCUGAAGAGGCUAUUAUUGUUGCCCAAGAACUGGUCAGUAUGAAAACAAAAUUAUUAUUCAUAUUGACAAUAUGUAGCAUGUAAUUAAAUUAAGUUGGUGAGCAUCGGGCCCAUAAAGUCAUGGACAUGGAAUAUACAAAAGAACCUAAAGGUGAUGACCUCACAAAUGUGUAUUUAAUGUUUAUUCAGUACAUGCUUUGAAUCA